AGAAUGCCGUGUACAUGUAACAUUUCUCUCCAUCUAAUACGUAACUUCCGCCUCCUGCCACAUUCACACUUCUCCCGGUUUCUCUUUUUCCACUGCUCUCAAGUGCGUUUCUUCACAAAGAAGCCACUCUCAAGAAUUUCAAUUUUUAAAAGAAUCCAAUCCCGACCUUUUCAGUGAGCAAUAGCAGAGAUUUUACAAGUUUCAGUUUGAAGUCCAAGUGUCAGCUGCUUUGUAAGCUCCUUUGGAAACCCACCCUGGUCGAAGCCUUAUGUCUUAUCUUUCUUUCUACGAAGUUCUUUUAAAACAAAACUGUAUGGUCGUUCAAGAUAAUUAUGAUUAUACAUCUGCAACUCCUCUUUUACAGUUCCCUAAUUAUUUACACGGUCCUCAGCAGCAGCAUCAAACGAAGAGGUGGGAUGUAAAAAAUGUGUUAAAAUCCAUUAAAAUCUAUAGAAAUCAAUGAUCUAGAAUUCCAUAAGAUUUUAUUAAAAUUCCAUGGAAUCUCUCGAAAUCUAUUAAAAUCCAAGAGAUUUUCAAUCUUUAGAAAUAUUUUAAAAUCUAUGUUGGGGACACCCCCUUAGGAUUCAAUAGAUUAGUAUUCUAACUCUUUUAGCAUUUAUUAUGAAUGUGAUUUGUAAGCUCCAAUUCGUCAUUUGUGAGCAUCAUUUAUAUUGGUAUGAGUUUGAUUGUGAAUUGUUACUAUUCCUCUCGUUAUUUAGUUAGUUAGUAUUAGUAUUAGUUGAAGGGUUUGAUUCUUCCCAAAUAUCGUUGAAGAGUUUGAUUCUUCCCAAACACCAGAGAUCACGUUAGAAAGAAAAGGACAUCUUCUUGAAAAUUGACUCAUUCUCAAACGAUAUCGAUUGAUGAAAAUAUGUAAAGAACAAUUGUUAAGUUGUAAAGUUGUGUAAUUUUUAUAGUUGACUUUGACUAAAACUCUUGUUUCGGUAAUAUUUUUUUUCUUUGGUUUUUUUGUUGCAAUAUACUCCCUCCGUAACUUUAGAAUCUUCCCAUUUCAAAAGUAGGUAGAUUAAGAAUAGUGAAAGAUGAUAUGAAUUAUUGAGGGUAUGAUGGGAAAAUAGUGGAAUAAUGUGGUGGAAUGUAGGAUAAAUCCAAAAAAAGUAGUUGUAAUAGUGUAUUAUUUUAAGAAUUAUUGAGGGUAUGAUGGGAAGAUUUAGAAAUGAGAAGAUUUUUGUGUUACGGACAAAAAAGGAAAGUGGGAAGAUUUUUAAGUUACGGAGGGAGUAUGUUCUUUUGUUGUUUCAAGGGGUUCUCUGACCACUCUUAUCUCCCUUGGCUCCGCCUAGAGUCAAGACAAGAUCAUGCACAUAUUUCAUAUGACAAACCAUAUUUCACUAAGCAUGACUUUUUGUAUCUAUUUUGACCGUUCAUGUUGUUUUGCUAAAACGGUGAUUUUUUUUUGUUGCAAUAUACCUUAUUUAAUUAAAUUUUGCCCCCUGGAUGCCAAAACUGGAUCCACCCCUUGGUUCAGUCCCAUCAAAUCAAGUCCCCCCAUUCAUCUCUUAUCAGGUGGCUUCAUAAACUUGUUCCUACUAAGACAUGGAAGAAGUAGAAUCCGCAUUCAACGCGGCAAUUCAUCCAUGUUGGGCAGAUAUUGAACUCGCCGAAAGCUACCUUGUGUGCUGUAUGUACCAUGAUGCUGCAUCUUUAUCCCACUCUAUACUGAAGCGUUUGUUAGAAGGUAUUAGUUCUCACAAGAGUAGUGAUGAGUUGGAUGAUAUGUUGCAGUCAGCUGGAAUGGUCUUUGUUCAGUCCUUGAAUCAACUUGGAAGGGCAUCACAAGUACUGAAAGAACUUAAGUUGUUGUUUGGUUCAGUCACUACCAUCCCUUUUCAAGUCUUUUUUACCUGGGCAUGUUUCCAAAUACCUGACGACAUUUCUUCUGAUUUUCAAGAAGUUCUUGAUGAAUUUCUUAGCAAAUGGAAAUACAUGGAGGCAAAUUAUUAUGCUUCUCGAAGUGUUGAAGGUGACGUUGCUCAUGGAGAGAGCUUCAGUAAGCAGCAUGUGUUGGGAGUUGAUGAAUAUCUGAAAGUUGUUGAGCUCUAUGUGAUAACAUUUCUUGGAAGAACUAUAAAGAAUGUUGAUCUUGCAAUCUCAUGGGUUGAGAAAGCCAGUUUACCCGAGAAAAAGCGUCAGAAUCUGUUGAGACAAUUAUACUCCAUGAACACUUCUGAACUCGGCAGUUCAUCAGAGUCCAAUGCAUCACUAUUGCAAAUAGAUGAACAUGUGCCUCAAUCUUCUUCCACAAAGGAUGAAAAAACUGGUUCUGCAAACGAUCUGGAGAAUAAUUCAAAACAAGCGCUUAUUGAAAUGUACAAAAAGAGAGGAUCCUGUUGGUGGUUCCGCACCAUAAGUUUGAAGUUUAGGAGUACUCGAUUCAUCAUAUCAAAUGGAAAUAUUUUCCUAUGCUUUCUAGCUCUUAGCUUAUUUCAUCUCAUGAGGAGGAAGUCAAAUUUUAAGAGCAUUCUUAUAAAACAAGCUUCAUCUGUGAGGAAGGCUUUGGGUGAUCUUUGGGAACUUGCCUUUUCAUACCAGGUGAACCCACUUGCUGCAGUUGCUGGAGUUCAAUCUCUCCCUAGUGCAGCGCAUGGAACCCGCUGAUGUCGCUACCAUUUUCUUUGUCGUAUUAUCUUAACAUGCAGUAUAGGAGGCAUAACAAACAUACCGUGUACCUUGGAUAAAUAUUACUACAUCAGAUUUUGUGCAGUAGUUCAGGUGGAGAUCAUUAACAUAUGAGAUAAAGGUCAUUUUGUUAAUUUCCUGAUUUUUCAGAGUAACGAGGAAGUUGUCAAUCAGAUGA
Molecule: messenger RNA, 2818 nt
Organism: Cuscuta epithymum
Lineage: Eukaryota; Viridiplantae; Streptophyta; Magnoliopsida; Solanales; Convolvulaceae
Source: the annotation of a GenBank genome assembly